AUGGGUUGGGAGUGCAGAAGUCUUCUUUUAAGCCCCUUUUCUUUACGUCUUCCCUUAGGUAUGUGGGUUGUGAGUGUGGGUUGGGAGUGUGUGGGUUUGUGUAUGGGUUGGGAGUGUGGAAGUGUGGGUUGUAGGUCUAUCUUCUCUGGUCAAGCCACAGGAUUAGUUGGCGAAAAAAAGAAAGCAGACCAUAAAGGAUAUAGAAUGGAGGCUAGUUUUGGGGUCUCACACGGGAAGAAUUAUUUUUGUCAUAACCUAAGAUAUUGUGAUGCGGCGUUUUAUAGUGAGGAUUCUAUAAGGUAUCAUAAUAAAUUAUGGGAAGAUAAAUUAAGCAGUUAUAUGGCUAAAGAUUGA
This is a messenger RNA of Rhizophagus irregularis DAOM 181602=DAOM 197198, 354 nucleotides long. Lineage: Eukaryota; Fungi; Glomeromycota; Glomeromycetes; Glomerales; Glomeraceae. The record is from RefSeq and is a predicted model, not a curated record.